UACUAAUUUGGCGAACCAAAGAUCUUUAUUUACUUAGAUUGUGGAUGUGGAUUUGAGGAGGGAGUUCGUUUAGUAUUUUGGAGAAUGCACCGAAACUAUUUAUUAUAAAAGCGUACGCGUUUCGUGCAACAGUGUAAUAUCUUUUUGUUUCUUUAUUAUUGUUUUUUUUCCUCUUCAUAAUAAACUAAGCAUCUUCAACACUCACGCAUAUAAAAGGAGACAGUGUUUAUUUUUCUCAUUUUAAAUCUAAUAGAAAAUCUUUCACGAUGGAGAGAAAAUUUAUGAAUGUUAUUCUACUUGGAUUCGGAUUUAUGUUUGUUUUUACUGCAUUUCAAACUAUGGGAAACAUUGAGAAAACGAUUCUGGACAGCAUAAGGCAAGAUGACAGCACGUUUACAGCUGAUGGGUACACAUCCUUGGCCAUCAUCUACGCGACCCUCGCUAUUUUUAACUGGAUGGCCCCUUCCUUGAUCACAAUAACUGGGCCCAGAGGUGCAAUGCUUAUUGGAGCUGUGACUUAUUUAUUCUUCAUAAUAACAUUCCUGUUCCCUCGAACAUGGUUACUCUAUGUGGCGAGUGUCUUAAUCGGCGCAGGCGCAGCCGCCAUUUGGACUGGUCAGGGUAACUACCUCACCCUCAACAGUGAUGCUGACACCAUAUCCAGAAAUUCAGGGGUUUUCUGGGCUAUGUUACAAUGCAGUUUGUUCUUUGGCAAUCUCUUCGUGUUCAUAAAGUUCCAAGGAAAAACUCAUAUAGAUGUGGAGACCCGAAACGUGGUAUUUGGUGCAUUAACAGCAGUGUGUGCUGUCGGUAUUGUUUUCCUGCUGCUCUUGAGGCCAACAAGACGGGCGCCGGCUAUUGACGAUGCCAAGUGCGAAAUUGUGGUCGAGCCGGAAGGUCCUUUGGAUGCCUUCAAAGGCGCUAUAAAGUUGUUCUGCACGCGUGAUAUGAUUUUCUUGAGUGCCGCUUUUAUUUAUACCGGUGUCGAGUUAUCAUUCUUCAGUGGCGUGUACAGUCCUAGUAUUGGCUUUACAUUGGCUAUGGGCGAGAAUGUUAAACAACUCGUGGGCCUCUCUGGAGUAUUCAUUGGAAUGGGAGAAGUUCUUGGUGGCGCCCUCUUCGGAAUCUUAGGCAACAAAACAACUCGUUGGGGCCGGGACCCAAUCGUGAUCAUGGGUUAUUUCAUCCACAUGACCAGUUUCUUCCUCAUAUUCAUAAAUUUGCCCAAUGUAGCUCCAUUCGGUGAUACAAUGGACACCUCUUAUAUAACACCAUCGUCAUACUUGGCCAUGUUGUGCAGUUUCCUUCUUGGUUUCGGGGAUGCCUGCUACAAUACUCAGAUUUAUUCCAUAUUGGGCGGAAAAUACUCUGACAAUAGUACUUCAGCGUUUGCCCUGUUCAAGUUCACUCAGUCAUUAGCUGCAGCAGCUUGCUUCUUCUACUCAUCGAAGGCCCUGCUUUCCGUCCAAUUAGGUGUACUAGCAGUUUUAGCGUCUAUUGGUACUGCAGCCUUUUGCCGAGUAGAAUGGUCUGACAGAGCCAGAAGUCGUCUAGCCGUAGACAAUGUCGAUGACAAAUUGUCACCCGUCACUCAUUCUUUGGCAGAUAAUGCAUUGCACUAUGACUGAAUUUGAACAGAUAAGUGCAAUGAAAUUUGCAAUUACCAUUGUUGACUCUGUGUUACCUUUAGAAAUAUUGACACACCAUAACGAUUUUAAUGCAUUAAGAAAUGCUAUUUAAAAAUCAAGAGCUUUUUUAGUAAAAUCUGUUUAGUGAUAUUGACUGUA
Messenger RNA from Pieris rapae (cabbage white), 1787 nucleotides. RefSeq names its product UNC93-like protein MFSD11. Lineage: Eukaryota; Metazoa; Arthropoda; Insecta; Lepidoptera; Pieridae. The transcript has 8 exons. The record is from RefSeq and is a predicted model, not a curated record. The coding region runs from base 267 to 1628 and encodes 453 amino acids.